Lates calcarifer (barramundi perch) is the source of this 839-nucleotide messenger RNA. It is a transcript of the gene dpt, whose product is annotated as dermatopontin. The transcript is spliced from 4 exons. Gene Ontology annotation, molecular function: extracellular matrix structural constituent. The coding region runs from base 83 to 658 and encodes 191 amino acids. Lineage: Eukaryota; Metazoa; Chordata; Actinopteri; Centropomidae. Gene Ontology annotation, cellular component: extracellular matrix. The record is from RefSeq and is a predicted model, not a curated record. Gene Ontology annotation, biological process: collagen fibril organization.
ACAUCUGGACAACAAAAGGCUCAGAGGAGUUUAAACUGAGGCAGCUGUGAGGGAACGCAGCAGACGGACUGAUUCCUUCAACAUGAGUCCUACUCUGGUGGUGUUAGCGUUGUCAUUGCUGGCCACAGUGGCAGCUCAGUCUCAUGAUCAUCAUGACAUGGGCUGGGUGAACGGCUACCGCCAGAGUUUUAAUUUCCAGUGUCCCCAUGGAGAGGUCCUCGUGGCCAUUAGGAGCUACUUCAGUGACAAGGACGGCUCAGACCGCUUGUGGACAUUCGAGUGCCAGCCCACACCGGAAGGUCUGGGGGAGCCCAGUGACUGCUGGUGGGACGACAUCAACCGUGCUGGGAUGGAGUGGACUUCAACUUGUACCCGCAAUGGCCUGGUGGCGGGUGUACAAAGCAAGUACUUUGAAUCUGUUCUUGACCGGGAAUGGCAGUUCUACUGCUGCUAUUUCAAACGCCGUUGUCCCUACUCCUGCAUGAAGACCACUGACAUUCCUGAAUACUACAGAGAGGAGGGAGAACUGGUGGUGCCUAGUUAUGGUUACUUCAUCCGAGGUGCCCAGACCACCUUCAGUGGAGUGCUAAGAGACCGGCAGUGGAAGUACAUCCUGUGCAGAAUGACAGACUUUGACUGUGAAUUUGAGAAUUUAUAGAUUUGUAAGCAGCAUUUUUGUCUAACCAUAAACAGUUCUAACCAAGAUACAUAUUUACUCUUACAUUUAAACAAAAACAUAACACUGACAUUAUACAGAACUGGUAUGGUUCAUGUUUUCAUUCAUGUAUUUACUUUUAAUAAAGGGAUCAACCACAGGCAUGUGAUAUAUGCCUGUAUAA